AUGGAGUCUCCAACGCGUCUUCCUCCGAGCCCCUCAAAGGCGCUCCAUCCGUUGUCGCCGGAACGCAUGAAUCAACAAACCAUACCCGCAUCGCCUUCGCUACCAGCCGACCUCCUAACACUACACCACAAAAACGCCAGAGGCGUCUCAGAAGUCCAAGCAAAAGUGGCUUUUUUAAACGGUCUAUCGCGGGGCGCUAGUCCUGGUGGUUCUGCUGCCAACAAUGCAGCCAUCCAGAGGGCUAUCCUCGGUCGCGAGGAGGCCGAGUCAGCCCUAGCCACCGCGCAGGAAGAAUUAUCAGAAGCCGAAUCGCGAGAACGCCGAAUCAGCGAACGCCUCGAAUCCCUGCUAGAGGAAUUACACGGAACGAAAGAACGCCAGGGACAUGAAAGAUCAAUUUUCGAAAAAGAAAUUCGAAAGGCCCGCAAAGAGGCCUUCCGGGCCGGAUCGACAUUGGUAAAACUUCAGGAGGAACUGAAGCAUUCAAAAUCAGAAGUCAAGACACUCAAAGACGAAGUGUCAUUAGAACGAGAAUCCAAAGAAAAAGCCAAACAGGAGGCAUUCGAACGCGCCUACGCCCUCGCUGGACUGACCGAGGAACUUGAAGUUCUCAAAGGGAAACUCCGGUCCUUGGAAACGGACAACCAUUCUAGCAACCUCGAAGUCCGCGCCCACGAGAUUCGGAGAGAAGACUUCGGCAGAAUGUCAUUGGCAGAGGGCGACCUCGCCUUUUUGACUACACCACGGAGACCUAAGCGUGCCGCUGCAGGCUCUGUCCGAUCCCCCGCCUUUGAACAAGAAGAAGACGAAGCGGAAGCUACACCUCCCAAGCGCCCACGUUUGUCUGACGUUGCAACCAAGAGUGAGCAACGUCCCUCCGAAGCGGCCCCCGUUGAGGUCGACGAAGAUGUCUUGGAAGAACUGAAGGAAGACCUUGUAUUCGAGCGCCGCCGCAGGGUUGCCGCAGAAGAGAUGGUCCACUUCUUGAACAUCGAAUGUCAAUUCGAACGCUGCUCUUGCCGCAUUGCUGAGAGUCAGGGUCGUCGCUACAUUUACGAUCGGGAUUAUUACAACCAGUUCCAAAAGCCGGAGAUUGAGGCUGCCGAGGCUGCUCAAGCUGAAGCUGCCCGUGUUAGGAUUGCCGAAGAUGCGCAGGCUGAGGCUGCUAGGAUUGAGGCUAUUGAGGCUGCGCAUGCCGAGAUUGCUCGUCUCAGGGCGGCCGAGGCGGCCCGGGCUGAGGCUGCUCGCAUUCAAGCCGCUGAAGCUGCUCGGGUAGAGGCAGCCCGAAUUGCUGCUGCUGAAAUCGCUCGGGCUGAAGCUGCUCGUCUUGAAGCCGCUAAAGUUGCCCAGGCGGAAGCGGCUCGAAUUGAGGCGGCCGAAAAAGCCAAGGCCAGGGCUGUCCGCGAAGUGACUCCUCAGCGAAACAGCGCUGAGAUUAGCAUCGACCAGGUUAUCUCUCCUCAGCCUCCUGCGCGUGAAGAACCAAGUCGGACUCCCGUCCAUGAGCCACCUACUCCACCGGUCCAUCAGCACUUCGAACCUGCCGUGAAGACUGAACCCACGGAGCCUCCAAAGAUGCCUAUGCCCGAGGAGCCUGUGAUUACAUUCUCACCCGAGACCGGCACAUUCAAGGCAUUCCCAUCGCCUAUUCGAGACAAUGUCAGACCCCUACGAUUUGAUUCCACGCCUGAUCUUCCCAAGCCGCAGGAGGAUUCCCACGAGGAGCACAUUGAUCCCUCGGCGUCGGUCCCUCACGUCGAGUCCUUCACCCCAUCUGGAGAACCCGCCCCUGUGAGAGUGCACCGUGCUCCACCCUCCAAUGUCUCCCGAAAUCAGUCCACAGCACCCCAAGCUGCGGAAGCCAGACCGGCACGCAGGGUCGAAAGAGACGCGCAUGCUCAUCGCUCGAACGCACCUUUGCCCUCGGAAGCUAGGCCUGGGAGACGUGUCGAGAGAGAGCAGUCUCAACCCUACCCUAAGCCCGUCAAGAGAGCCCCCAGUCGUCAAGAGCCACAGUCUCAGCGCACCUCUCACCCCGGUAUCCCUGACACUCCCAUCAACCGCGAAGAGGCUCUCGCUCAGAUCAGAGCUCGACGCGGCCGUGCUCGUAGCCAGCAACGAUCAGUCAGUGCCACCGAGGCCAGUCGUGCAGCUCGUACUUCCGCCGGUACAAACCCCAGUGCGACUCGGGGACCUCGACGUCUUCCCAACCUCCGGCCUGAUUCUAAAACCGAAAACGAUGUUAGCGAACGCCGAGAUAUGAGUGCUCCUGUUCGGAUGUUCCGACGUUAA
Penicillium antarcticum is the source of this 2292-nucleotide messenger RNA. RefSeq lists its product as uncharacterized. The transcript has a single exon. The record is from RefSeq and is a predicted model, not a curated record. Bases 1 to 2292 code for a protein of 763 amino acids. NCBI's taxonomy places the organism in Eukaryota, Fungi, Ascomycota, Eurotiomycetes, Eurotiales, Aspergillaceae.